CCCGCCACCCCCGGAGGAGGUUGAGGCUCAGGUUGGGCGCGCGGAGAGCAAAGGCAGCCCGAUGCUGUGCCGCGCGGAGCCGCCUCCUGCGAAGGUUGCGCGCCGGGGUCGGACGGCAGGAGCGCGCAGCCGGGCCGCCUUGCCGGAGGGACGCGGAGAAGCGAUGCCAGGCGUCCGGGGCACGUGGUGGCGCUGCUGACGGACAGGAGGACGCCCCGGGGCGCAGCCAGGGCCGGGGGAGAAGGGCUGCGGCAGGGCCCGUCGCAAGGACUCGCCGCUUCGAAGGCGACCCAACAGAUGCACUGAUGUUUGCCCUUCUUCACAAAUACCGAGUCUAUCUGAGAUUGGCAAAUGUGCAGACGGUAGCUGUGAAGCCCUAAUAGGAGAAUGAGUGAAAGGGAUAUCCGAAGCUUGAGCAAAGGGGUAUUGGUGCUUUCUCUCUGCCUUAUAACACUAUGGGGAAGGCUGACGCUGGCCUCAUCACACCACAGAAUCCAUUCAGUGCACAUAGAGCCUGGCACAUGUGAAGUCAUUGCUGCCCACAGAUGCUGCAAUAAGAACAAGAUUGAAGAGCGUUCACAAACUGUGAAAUGUUCUUGCUUCCCAGGCCAGGUGGCUGGGACAACCCAUGCUGCUCCUUCAUGUGUGGAUGCCUCAAUAGUGAUCCAGAAGUGGUGGUGCCAAAUGCAGCCAUGCCUAGAAGGAGAGGAGUGUAAAGUGCUACCAGAUUCAUCUGGAUGGAGCUGCAGUAGUGGCAACAAAGUGAAAACAACCAAGGUCACACGAUAGGUCUGGAAAGAUCUACUCUUCUGUGACAUGACCUGCAUUAACAUGGCCAGCAUUGCAGAAGUGGCACACCAUGGCUUUUGUUCAGUUGCAAGAUGUUUCCUGCAAAACUGGAAACAGGAGGACUUCCUUGGCACAGGAUAGAAUGCGUCUGUGUUGGUAUAGGAUGGCUAUUCUUCAUGCGCACUUUAUUGUUCUUCCUCUAGUACAUCUGCCAAGGGAAUGGUACCACAGUUUGCUUCCUCCUGCUAGAACAGCUCCAAGGAUUACAGAAAGGCAAUGGCAUACUUGCCUGGGCACAGAUCUUGGGAUAUAUACCUUAUUUAUGAAGACAAAAUGUUGCACCAGUGACUGAUUCAGUGCAGCCCCUGAGGUAUUUAACAUCAAUUGCUACUAAGUCUACAAUAAUGGGUCUUGAGUGUAUCACACAAACUCUCUUCUGCUCCACAUUUCUCCUCCAUAUCAUGGAUGUAUCCGCAAAAAAAAUGCAUUUCUUUCCUUUUUGCUCAAUGAAUGUUAGAAUCGUACAGUCUCUUGAUGGCUACAGAGAAAAAGCCGCUUUCCUUCCUUUUAUUUCUCAUGUGUCUGUAGGUUGGCUAUAAUGAUUGCUAAGAGAAUGAAGUUCAUGGGUGGGUCUUGCAUUUACUGUUUAAAAUUAGUGCUUUUAAUGAGAUCUUUCCAAUUUAUAUUUGUGUUGUUUUCAUAGCAAACAAAUUUGGAAUUAAAGGUCUGGAAACAAUGAACCAAAUUCUGAUCUCCAAGGGUAUGAAAAGAAAGGAACUCCAAAGAAAACUAUGGAGUUUCUCGAGUACUGACCUAGGUAUGAGUUUCAAAUUCUGCAUCAAAAGUAUAAAACACAGACAAAAAUGUAUUUCGUCUUGUUAUGAAUACCAGGCACCUGAUGAGAGCAGCCGUUCAUAGCAUGUUCUAAUUUGGGGGUGGGUGUUCAAGAAACAAGGAAUGUUCUCUCAUGGUCUCUCACCCGCCCUUUUUAUCCUUGUAUAGUAGUUACAAUUAAUUAUGCUAAUAGUAGUCUCUGUAUUUUCAUAGAUACAGGAAUAGCACUAUUUCUGACAUCCACAAUAGAAUUUGCACUGCCUACUGCAGUUGGGGGAAAGUGUUUUUCUCUUGGUUGUGUUGUAUCUGGUAUAGUCAGAAUCUUAUUCAGAGUCUUGAGGCUAGCUUACUUAACAUUUAGCAUUAAAUAUUUUAUCUGAUGAUUAUAAUGAGCAUAGACCCCUUUCAGAACCCAAAUUAUUGCUUUUUGUAAUCCGAUCUCCAGACAGUAAAGUAUUUCCUGACUGGCAUUAAACUCUCCAGUUUAUGAUUCUGUUGCUGUUUCUCCUAAUAUCAGAAGGGGGAAAAUCCCACUUCAUUGGAGAAGCACAGAAAUUCAUUUCAAAUGUUGAUGCACAAGCAGAAAUACAUAUUCAGAACCUACUUAGCAUUAUUUAUAGGAGGCAUGGAAGAGAAAGUUUUCUGUAGCCAAGAGUGGUUGUUUCCAUGAGGGCUGUUUGGAUUCAUUCCUAGUUAUUUAAUAUUCACAAACACUCCUAUAUGUUUUUCUCUCAUUAUAACUACAUUGAUUCAUGAAGAUUUUGUGGGUGAGGAUGAGAAUGGUUGCAUCCCAUGCCAUCCCAUGCCAAGUAUAACCCAAAGUGAACAUCUGACAUUGACUGAAAUGGAAAACAUUUCAGAAAUACUCAGAGAAUGGAGAAGGCAAACAAAACUGUACCUCUGAAACUCUGCCCUGACCUGUCCUGUUUGCAGUGGCCUGGCCUCCAUGCUGUGACUGUACUACUUGCUGACUUGGUUAUCUAAACUUUUUUUGUAACAGACUAUGUUAUACCUGCUUCAGAUGCGAUGUAAAUACAAGACUGUGAAAUAUUAAAAUUCAUUUUAAUCUCUGCAAAA
Messenger RNA from Sphaerodactylus townsendi, 2700 nucleotides. RefSeq names its product TAFA chemokine like family member 3 (gene TAFA3). The record is from RefSeq and is a predicted model, not a curated record. NCBI's taxonomy places the organism in Eukaryota, Metazoa, Chordata, Lepidosauria, Squamata, Sphaerodactylidae. The transcript has 6 exons. The coding region runs from base 388 to 789 and encodes 133 amino acids. Gene Ontology annotation, molecular function: receptor ligand activity.